Molecule: messenger RNA, 516 nt
Organism: Exophiala bonariae
Lineage: Eukaryota; Fungi; Ascomycota; Eurotiomycetes; Chaetothyriales; Herpotrichiellaceae
Exons: 2
Coding region: 1-516 (171 amino acids)
Source: RefSeq, a predicted model, not a curated record
AUGGAUCCCGGAACUGCAAUGGCAGUUCUUGCCACCGUCGACUUGGUCAUCAACCGCGCAGAAGAAGAUCUGAGCGAACUUGUUGUUCGCCUCGAAAAUCGGUGGUUCAAAGUUAAGAUUCAGGUUGCAUUCCUGAAAGAAUGGAGAAAAGAGAUGCCUCCGGAUCUUCUUGUCAUCGAGGCAAAGACAGUGAAAAUCCUCGAGCAGAAAUUGGAGAAGGCCGAAUGGAUUGUGAAGGGUCUGUUUCCCAAAGCGGAGCCCAAGCCUACAGAAGCAGAGGCUCAAGCUGCUGUGCCCAAUCCUAGUGAGCUUCCUGCACUUAAUACGCACUCUAGCUUGCUCUCGGUGGUCACAGCUGCCUUCAACCAUAUGGGCCCAAAGCCAAAGAAGCGUCUGCAAAAGAGGAGCAAAGCCAAGUACGCCUUCUACGAACAAUCCUUAAAUCGCCUGGUCGAGAGCAUCAAAGAUUGGCAGGGCGAGUUUGACCCAACGUGGUACCAUAUUCUAAGCCUCUGA